CUCGUCCAUCAGGUUAGGUGAAGUGCAAAGGCACUGAAUAUGAGAAGUGAGCAGGAGCUCGCGACCAGACUGCACACUGAAACUCAGUCUGAUCCGGACGGCGGAGACACGGCGAAGCUGCAGGAUGAAGGGAAGAAUGGGGCUCCUUGCCGCCUCGACCAAGAUACUGGUCGUGGGAGCUGCGUGGCUUCAAGUGGUGCUUGCAGACAUCGCUCGCUCAGCAGACCAGAGGACGAAUCGGCAGAUACCCAUUGGUAUAGGUCUGGCUGCAGAGAAGCAGGCAGACAGCCCGGACUCCCAUCGGACAGAGCAAGGGGCGUUUGUGCGGGUGACGGUGGAUGGACGCAGUCUGUAUGACGAGAAUGGCUUGGUCUACCUGAAUGGAUUGAAUUACUGGUCGUGCAUGAACCUGGCCGCGCCCGGCAACAAGGGUGGUGAUGCACGGCGAUUCGAGCAAGAGAUGGACCAGAUGAGCGCAGCUGGCGUCAAUCAUUUGCGCAUCAUGGCAAUGUCUGAAGGGCACGGACCGUUUCGCAUGAACCCACCCGUCCAGCCAAGAGCGGCAGAGAUGGACGAAGCCUUGCUCAUGGGCUUGGAUCGAUGCCUACAAGGAGCUCGCAGAAGGGCUAUGCGCGUCACUUUAGUGCUGGGAAACACUUGGCACUGGUCAGGUGGUCUGCCACAACUGGUCGACUGGACUUCUUCAUCGGCCCGACCUUCUUCAAGUCACUCUUCGGCCAAUCAGUCUCACUCUACGCACAAGACCGAGCAAAGCGGCAUACCAUAUCCUAUCUCUUGGAACGUCUCCGCUCUGCCGCAACGCCACGAUGGUUUUGCGGGGUGGGGCACUUGGACGCGACUCGGUCCUGAUGUUCGUCCCUACGAGGAGUUCAUGAAAUACGUCGCUAGCUUCUUCACGAACGAAAAGGCGCAACAGAUGUACAGGGUCAAUGCGCUGGCGAUACUCAACAGGCGCAAUGCGAUCAGUGGGCGUCUCUACAAAGAAGACCCCACCAUCUUGGCUUGGGAGCCCCUGAACGAGCCUCAAGUCACACCUCGCCCCACGAAUGAGACCUGGCUUGGUGGUCAUUUGCCGCUUGCCCCAUCAAAUCUUGCUGAUCCCUUACUGCGCUGGCACAGGAAUACUACGAUGCUGAUUCGCCAGCAAGCUCCCUCACAACUCAUCACGACUGGCUUCGAGUCUAAGCAAGGAGAAUGGUGGUUUCGACAACUUCACGAAGAUCCGAAUGUGGACUUUGCCUGUGCGCACAUGUGGCCACAAAAUUGGCAGUGGUACGACAUGCUGAAUGGCAGCCAAAGUAACUUAAAUCACGCCGUGCGGGUUUCACUGCAGUAUCUGCGCGAGAUAGAGAGGUGGACACAAGAGCUAGGCAAACCGGUCUUGCUGGAAGAGUUCGGCAUGCCCCGAGACAAUUGGCUCAAUGCCGAAAAAUCGUAUUUGUAUUCGAGCAACACCAGCACCUCUUCGCGAGACCGACUUUUCGAGCAAGUUUUGAUCCAGAUUUUGGGCUCGUUCGAGCAUCGCAAAGGAUGGAUAGGCGCCGUACCCUGGGCAUACGCAGGUGCGUACAGACCUGAAAGACAAAGAUUGAACAAGUACGGCAUGCUUUGGGCUGGCGAUCCUCCGCACGAAGCUCCUGGAUGGUACAGCGUAUACGACACGGACGAGGCAAUGCGACUCUUGAAGGAGCAGAGCAAAUGGACAGCAACGUCGGCCUGACAGGCAAGCGUCUGUGAUCAUCAACCUGGCUUUGUCAUUGGACAUUUCCCGACGUGGUCCUCGCUCUGAUCGAAUCACCUCUUGGGGUAGCGCUGGAUGCCCUUUGUACUCUAUCCUCUUGUUUGUGCAAUAGCAUAUU
Molecule: messenger RNA, 1880 nt
Organism: Ceraceosorus guamensis
Lineage: Eukaryota; Fungi; Basidiomycota; Exobasidiomycetes; Ceraceosorales; Ceraceosoraceae
Product: glycoside hydrolase
Exons: 13
Coding region: 137-1741 (534 amino acids)
Molecular function (GO): hydrolase activity, hydrolyzing O-glycosyl compounds
Source: RefSeq, a predicted model, not a curated record